Messenger RNA from Penicillium cosmopolitanum, 1470 nucleotides. Its product is annotated as FAD-binding oxidoreductase. Bases 1 to 1470 code for a protein of 489 amino acids. The record is from RefSeq and is a predicted model, not a curated record. The transcript has 3 exons. NCBI's taxonomy places the organism in Eukaryota, Fungi, Ascomycota, Eurotiomycetes, Eurotiales, Aspergillaceae. Gene Ontology annotation, molecular function: FAD binding.
AUGCGCGCAACUGGCGGCUGCCCUCCCAGACCACGUAACGGUCUCGGGACAGAAUCCUACACCACGAAAAUUGACGCCGUUUGGUCUCAAACCUGCAUCGAAGAUGCUUUCUGCGUGUUCGAGCCAAGAUCUGCCAGAGAUGUUUCGACUUCCAUUGGCAUUUUGCGCAAGACAAAGACCAAGUUUGCAGUACGCAGUGGUGGCCAUAUGCCCAAUUCCGGAGCCAAUUCGAUCUCAGAUGGUGUUCUUAUCUCACUCACUUACCUCAAUAUUCUUGAUCUCACGCCAGAUCAUAAGGUGGUUCACGUCGGCCCAGGACUCCGUUGGCAUGAAGUCUACACCUGGAUGGCUGGUCAUAACUUGACAACAGCUGGAGGCCGAUUUGGCCCCGUGGGCGUCGGCGGUUUGCUCCUCGGAGGAGGUAUAAACUACUAUGGGUCAAAGGUUGGUUGGUCAACCAACAAUGUGGUGAAUUUCGAAGUGGUUCUCGCCGACGGCCGCAUUGUCCAGGCCAAUUCCAGCUCCAAUAAAGACCUUUUCUGGGCGCUGAAAGGAGGCUCACAAAACUUUGGCAUUGUCACACGAUAUGAUAUGAAGACUUUCGCUAUACAGGAAAUCUGGGGUGGAACUUUGGCAUACCCAGCCACUUCACUUGACGCGUAUAUCCACGCGAUAGCCAACUUCUCGUCUCCCCAUGGAGGAUCUGCGGAUGCCCUGGCCGCGGCCGACCCACUACUCCUGAUGUACCCCAAUACUAGCCAAAUUCAACCGGCAGCCGUCUUGCUAUAUAAUGCUCCUGUCAAAGAACCGGCCGCGCUGGAGAUAUUUACUAAAAUUCCGGCCGCGAGCAACUCCGCUUCCUUGCGCACUUUCACAAACUUCGUUGUGGAGCAGAAUAGCUCUUCCUACUGGGAUCGAAAUAAUAGGCGAUCAUUCUGGACCACCGCCGUGAAAGCCACGCCGGAAGCAGUCUACCUUGCAAACAACACAUUCUUUGAUACCGCUAUCAAGGAAGUCUCGGAUCUACCAGAUCUGCUCACUAGUAUUACAUUUCAAACCAUUACCGAGGAUUGGCUUGAUGCUGCGCGUGCCUCCGGAGGAGACGCCAUUGAUCUUGAUCCCGCUGAGGGCAGCUUUCUAGUGUUGUUGAUUUCUAACACCUGGGAAAAUCCGAGUAACGAUGAGCGAGUGGCCAAGUUCUCCAAGAAUGUCAUUGCUCAAAUUGAGGCCAAGGCCAAGACCGCUGACGUCUAUUAUCCUUUUGUUAAUCUGAACGACGCAGGCUCAGGCCAAUCCCCAUUCGAGUCAUAUGGGAAGGGAGAGUCACUCGGAAAGUUGAAGAGUAUACGAAAGAAAUAUGGCAAGUCUUCUUUUCAGGAAAGUCCCUCGGGUCUCCCGCUGACUUUGGAUUCAGAUCCUUCUGGAGUUUUCCAGGCCCUCUCACCCGGUGGGUUCAAGCUGGGGGUAUAG